Molecule: messenger RNA, 5028 nt
Organism: Arctia plantaginis
Lineage: Eukaryota; Metazoa; Arthropoda; Insecta; Lepidoptera; Erebidae
Source: the annotation of a GenBank genome assembly
AUGCAGUCACAACCCUGUACCAGCAGAACCCUAGAUAGAGCGGAUAGCAUAUUUAAUAUAUGGCUCCCUGGUAUUAAAGACAACAAUAUUCAAGAACAACCAGAUGCUGAGCAAUCCGCUUCAAAUUCAAAUACCCAAUUUGAUAUAGUAAACGAAAUACAGAGAAAUACAAGAAAAAAUGAAACCCCGCAAAAGAAAGAAAAGGAGCCCAAGCAAAAAAAUAAAUAUGUAUAUCAAAAAAGACCUGGAACAUCAGGUAUCUGUGGACAAUUAUACGAAACUAAACUAUUGACUCUUAUUUUACUAAGAGCUUUGAACAAUAAUGAUAUUAUAGAAUUUCUUCUCGGAACUAACAUUUAUGACUUGGGGGCAAUGGAUGAUAUAGUUUUAAGAUACAAGAAAAAGUACUCACAAAAAUCAAAGAUCAUAUUCAUACAAGCUAAACAUAGAGAAGAUACAAAUAAAGAGAAGUUAACUCUCGAAGACAUAUUUAAAGCAAAUGGAGAUUUUAGUUUCCAAAAAUAUUUACAAAGCUAUUUAAAAAUACUACAGAUUCUUCAUUCAGGUAAGAACAACCAAAUGUUUCAAAACCAGAACGAUGUUGAAUGUGAUUUCAUAAUAUAUACGCCUAUUACACAAAAUAUACCAACAUCAAAAAUCUUACAAUCUUGCGAUUGCGAUGUUGAAACUCUUAUUAACACUAGCGAAAACGGAAAAGUAUUUAAAUUUAAAUACGAUGAUGAAGACGUUGAAAGGUUGUUAGUUAGUGUACGCAAAUCACGUGUCAUCCUGUUGGCGAAAAGUGUAGCAAAAAACAUUGUACAAGGUAAUUUUAGGAACAUAAUGAAAAUCGAUAUCAUUAAACAAUAUCAUGUUUAUCUAGCGCAAAACGUUUUAUUGAUAGAAGAUAGUGAAACAAUUCAAAAAGUAGGCGAUUUGUGUGUAAGUAACAAAGAAAAUUGUUAUUACAAUGGCAAAUUUAGAGAGUCAUUUUUAACAAGUAGCGAUGAAAAUUUAUUGCUUAUGAAACAGGUGCUAUGUGAGGAAUUGGGUGUAUUAAAAAAUACACAAAUGCCCAUGUCUGACGAAGUAGACAACAAAUUGAAGGACAUUUGCUUUAAAUUACCAGUUGACUUUGGAAAUCGUGUUUUCUGUUUUUACGGAAGUAAUGAAAAACAGCAACGUCGACUGAAUCACAUGUGUUCCAUUUUUACAAAACUCUUUCAAAACAUUUUUAAAGAAGAUAUAAAUUAUAAAUAUGUCAAACUUGAUGAAAGUUCAAUCGGACCUGAUAAAAUUAUUCAAGCGAAAGACUUAGGAGUAUGUUGGUUAGGAGGAUUAGUAGGUAAUUUACUUAUAAAUGAUCAUUUGACUAAAGCACUUAAGUUUAAUUUAAGUGAAGAAAGUCUAUCCGCCGAUAAUAUCAAAAUUUUAAGUCAGCUGAAAGAGCAGCAUGAUCUCAGUAAAUUCAGAUUUGAUAUAAAUAUUUACGAAUUGCCAAAAUUGACAUUGUAUUCUAUUGAACAUGAUAAAAUACUAAUAAGGGACUUCUUGAGCAAGCUUAAGUUUUAUACUAAUCAAGCCAAAGAAGAUGAGGUGGAAAAUGUGAUAAAAAAUGAAAUAAAAUUCUACCAUUUGCAACAGAUAUAUCCAGAUUCUCUCCUACAUAUUAAAUCUGACCUAAUAUAUUUAACGUUUCAUGACAAAGUACAAAGAUGGUGGAAACAACCACACUCUGCUUUUUAUUUGACUGAAAACUGCCAAUUUUACAAACAAGCGGAGCAAUAUGUAUUAAGUAGCCCUCUUAUAAAAGUCAUAAAUUACAUAUAUAGAAAAGAAUUAGAAAAUAUUUUUCUACAAUUUGAUUUCGAAGCCAUCAAAACUUUACAAUUAGAUGAGUUCUUAAAAAGUGACGAAAAAGUUUUGGUAAUUAUUACGGAUGAAACUAAUUUUUCUAGUAUAAAACUAAUACAGUAUUUCGAUUCAAUACAAAAAUCCAACGAUUGCAUAUUCAUAGAUUUAGAUUCUAUGAUUGCCCAGAAAUCUUUAGAAACUCUCAAACACGACAUAAAACUUUCAGCCAGUUCUGUGUUGGUGGUGACUAGUCAAGAGCAAUCAGAUAUUGAUCGUCUUCAUGAUAAAGUAAAACAAAUUAUAGAACUAUUCAAAGGAAAAAUUAUACUAAUAAUGAGCAGUCGUUUAGAAAACGACUUGAAAAUUAUGUUUUAUGAUAAAAAAAUCCAAAAAGAUAAUAAAAACACUUUCAAGAAUCUAUCAAGUGACAUUCGCAAGAUAAUUCAGGACGAACGUAAAGUUACAUUUCAGGGAGUAGAGGUAACUGUUAAUAAAGUGUUUAAUGAUACGAUUCUAGAUAAUUUGAGUCCAGAAUUACUUCGUAAGUUGAUGUGCAAUAAGAAUAUAGAAAUAGGAAAAUCGUUAACUAAUAGUGUAUAUCAUAAAACAGUUGAUUUCUAUGCACACCGUUCUUUGUGUCGGUGCAUAACGCUUAACAUAGAAAAACACAAGGAUGCAUUUUUAUAUUUUAAACAUGAUUUAAAUACAAACUCGACAGCAGUAGAAAGAGACGAUAUAAUAAUAACAACAGAUACGGCAAGUGUAUUCGAUGAGAUAUGUACAAACAAUACUAAAGCCAAUGUACAUUGGUUCCUAAGUAACAAUUACCAUGCACAUAUUGUUUGGAAACAAUCACAUGGCAGUAUUGAGACAAUAAUGAAAUACGUGGAAAAAGGUUCGCACAAAGAUUUUACUUAUGAGGUAAAGACAUUGAAGGACAUACAAGAGAAGGUGGUAAUUGUUAACGCCGGGCCUGGCAUGGGUAAGUCCACAUUAUUGAGCCACUUAGCGAUCAAUACGAAACGAUUACACCCAAAUAUUUGGGUAGUAAACAUAAAUUUGCUCGACCAUAUUAAUCUAUUCAGCGAAUGGAAAGACGCCAAAGUAAAUGUAACUUUAGUAGAAGCCAUCAAAAUUGUAUAUACCUCGACGCUUAAUAUUAAGGAGAACUUAAGUGAAAUAUUUAAAAAGAACGUAUUUGAAUUGAUAACAGUAAGUGGCAAUGAAAUAUGCUUUUCUGAUCAUUAUAAAAAUAUAUAUUUGCCUGGUGUAGAUUUAUCUGAAAUUAUUUUACUUAACCAUUUUUACAAUAAUGAUAGCUUAGCUGUUCUUUUAGAUGGCUUUGACGAAAUCAGUCCUGAUUAUUCAAACGAAGUAAUACAGUUAUUAAUUACGCUCAAAAAUUCCAGGGUAGCGCAUUUGUGGAUUACUUCCAGGCCAUGCAAUAUGCUUAAACAAUUAGAGUUGGCUCUUGGAACAAUGUCUUUUAGUUUAAAUUCAUUGAAAAUAAAUGAACAAAAAAUGAUGUUACAAAAUGUAUGGUCUAAAAUGUUGGGUGACACAGUAGAUUAUACGUCUGUAAGUUAUUUUUAUGACAUAACUAUCAAGACUAAUUAUCAUGAUGAUGCUGGACAAAAGUUCGCAAGUCUGCCCUUGCAUUUGUACAUGAUGGCAAAGGUAUUUGAAAAUUGCUUCAGGGGCUUUCUAAAGAAGAUUAUAAGUUUACGCGAGUUUAGAGAUACUUCAAAUUUAAUUACUCUGUACGAAACGUUCACGAAUAUAAAAUUUUUCGAUAUUAGAUUUGGCGAGAAAAAACUUACUAUGAAUACUAAGGAUCCUGAUGUAAGAAAAAUGAUAGAUAAAGAACGUAAAUUGUUUAUAAAAAAUCAUAAAAUGACAGCUGCAUAUUUACUUCUAGAUAAAAGUAUUUUUCUCUCUGAUAAUGAUAUGACAGAUGUACAGGAAUUUAUUGACAGCGUAAAUGUUAGUGAUGAAAAGUCAGAAAUUAUUGAAUGCAUUAUCAGCAAUAAUCCUAAGUUCGUUCACUUCACUUUUGCUGAAUACUUUGCUGUUGAACACUUUUUUGAUAAAUUAAGAUCCGUUCACGCCACAUCUUCUAUGUGGAAAUAUUUUACAGAACAGUUGCUGAUCAGCGACCGGUUUAUGGGUAUCCGAAGGUUCAUAAACAGUAAAUUACAGAUAGACGCACAUCUUUUGAAAGAUUUACAGCGUACAGAAGUAUAUAACACAGAAUUCCAUAACGUAGUAGCUGAAUUUGACAUUAAUUUACGUGUUGCACUUAACGAAAAAUUAGAUGAAAUUGUAAUUUUUAUACUGAAAUGUGCAAAACCUUUUUUACAUAAACGUAAUAUAUGUGACUUUUUAAAAAUGCUCCGUAGUGACAGAGAGAGAUAUUGUGUCUUUUGUUCAGCCAUCGGACGUGGUACAAGAAUGUUAAUACGCUGUUUAAUAGAUUUGGUCAUAGACAUCGACAAAAAAAAACUUAAGGAACUGGUUCAUUGUCAAUCUACUGGAGAAUGUGUGCCCGUGUUUCUUAAUUUGUCAUUGACGGAUACGAUAACUGGGAUAUCACUUUUAGGAAAUUAUUUUCCCGACCUACUGUUUGAAGUAUUGACCAUGCCGAUUAGAAUACUAACAAAAAGGCCAUCGCUAGCUCACUCGUUGGGUACAAACGGACAUCAACUCAGAUAUAUUUACGACUACUUGCAAGAAGAAAGUAACGACCGGCUUCUUCAUAUUUUAAGUGUUACAGACUUACACGGCCAAACACCACUACAUUAUGCGGCUUUAGAGAAUGAUUAUGAUUUUUUCAUGAAAAUGCAUGAAUUGUUAGAGGAAGAAAAAUUUAGAGUCAUUUGUACUACACCCGAUAAAUUAGGUUUUACUCCUAUCUGUAUGUUUUCUUACCAUAAACCAAAUUUUAAUAAGCUUAAAACUUUGUUAGAAAUAGUUUAUCAGGAUCCAGGGAUAGAAGUAAAAGAUUUCGUUUUUACUAAAUUACUCAAACUAUAUCCAAAGGAUAUUUCACUAUUUUCUGAAUUGAACAUUGACGUAUCUGGAUUCUUUAAAACGAAGAGGAUCUUCACUAAUCCUGGCCCCAAACAUCCACCCAAAACACCGAUCGGUCUGCUGGCAACAUAUUUAGGACAUUAA